AAAAGGCAUUGACCCUAAAGAUCAGAGCUUUGGCGUCGGACGGGAAAUCUGCGGAUGAUUAUAUAUGAAGAAUACUAAUAAUGUAUGGUCUUCUCUUCCAAGCAAACUCCUUUCUUCCUCACGGCCGAGUUCCCACACCUUCUCGUUUACGUCAAAAGUUGGAAUUUCCUUUUCCGUUUCUAAUUUCUACCCAAUUUUCUAUAUCAUCCAUCCCCCCAAGGAAUAUGCCAUAAUCAAUGGCCAAUAUCAACUAGUCAAUCAUCGCUUGAUCGAUCAGCAUCCUGUUUCUAAUUACCCAUUUGUUGGAUUGAUAACUUGAUACUGAAAUUUGAGAAAAUUUUCUGAAUUUUCCUGGACACGAUUCUGAUGGGUGUCGUUGCUGAUUCUCAUACCGGAGGUGUUGGUGUUGGAGGGGGAAAAUCUUCAUGGGCUGUUGUUGGGUUGAAGAGUUUGGUGAGAAGAAAGCAAGUUGAUUCCAUUCACGCGAAAUCUUCAAACUCCGGCCAUCAUCAGUUGGCCAAGGCUUUAUCGGUUCCUCAUCUUAUUGCUGUUGGAGUUGGUUCAACCAUUGGUGCUGGAGUUUACAUUCUGGUGGGUACAGUAGCUAGGGAGCAUUCAGGACCAGCGCUUACCAUUUCAUUUCUAAUAGCUGGGAUAGCCGCAGCUCUAUCAGCCUUUUGUUAUGCAGAGCUUUCGAGUCGCUGCCCUUCAGCCGGGAGUGCCUAUCAUUAUUCAUACAUAUGUGUGGGGGAAGGAGUUGCUUGGUUAGUCGGUUGGGGUCUCAUAUUAGAAUAUACUAUUGGCGGUUCUGCAGUUGCUCGUGGUAUAUCACCCAAUCUGGCUAUGCUUUUCGGCGAUGCUGAUAGUCUGCCUGCUUUUCUAGCACGACAUACUAUACCUGGAAUGGGUAUCGUGGUUGACCCGUGUGCAGCUAUACUAGUUUUCAUUGUGACAGCACUUUUAUGUGUUGGAAUUAAGGAGAGCACACAAGUACAGGGGAUAGUUACAAUAGCAAAUGUGUGCGCCAUGUUUUUUGUAAUUAUUGCUGGUGGAUAUCUUGGUUACAAAACAGGCUGGGUUGGCUAUGAACUUCCUGUUGGGUACUUUCCUUAUGGAGUGGAUGGGGUGUUUGCUGGCGCUGCAACUGUCUUCUUUGCAUAUAUCGGCUUUGAUUCAGUUGCUAGCACUGCGGAAGAGGUGAAGAAUCCUCAAAGAGAUCUGCCAUUGGGUAUUGGUAUUGCUUUGUCCAUAUGUUGUACAUUAUACAUGUUGGUUUCUGGUAUUAUUGUUGGUUUAGUACCCUACUAUGCUAUGGACCCGGACACACCCAUCUCUUCUGCCUUUGCAAGCCAUGGAAUGAAGUGGGCAGCGUAUGUUAUAACCCUCGGGGCUACUACAGCUCUUUGCUCGACAUUAAUGGGCUCGAUCUUACCUCAGCCAAGAAUAUUGAUGGCGAUGUCAAGGGAUGGUUUACUGCCAUCAUUCUUUGCUGAUGUAAACAAACAGAGCCAAGUUCCUGUUAAAAGCACUGUUGUGACCGGUCUAGUUGCUGCAAUAUUGGCAUUCUUCAUGGAUGUAGAACAGUUGGCUGGGAUGGUGAGUGUUGGCACGCUGAUUGCAUUUACAAUGGUCGCUAUUUCUUUAUUGAUAAUUCGAUAUGUCCCGCCAAACGAAGUACCAAUUUCAUCAUCAUUUCAUGAGUCGGUUGUUUCUAUUCCAUUUUUGUAUGAUGCUACUCAAGAAAAUGUAGAUGAGAAAGAAGAUGAUAUCAAAUGUGAUGCUGGAAGUUCUGGAGACAGCAAUGAAAGUGUGGGCAUUGUCAAUGAAAGGAGACGGAAAAUUGCAGGUUGGACCAUAGUGCUUACUUGUAUUGGUUCUCUUCUUCUUACAUCAGCUGCUUCAAGUGUUGGCCUCCCGAGUUUGUUCAGAUACACGGUGUGCUCAAUAGGUGGCAUUGUUCUUUUAUCGGGUUUGGUAGUGCUAACAUGUAUUGAUCAAGACGAGGCUAGGCUUAACUUUGGCCACAUAGGAGGUUUCAUAUGCCCAUUUGUCCCACUUCUACCUAUCAUUAGUGUCCUCAUCAAUAUGUAUUUGCUCAUAAAUCUUGGAUCUGCUACUUGGGCACGCGUGUCUAUAUGGAUGGUUCUCGGAGCUCUUGUCUACGCUGUCUAUGGACGUCGUCACAGUGCUCUACACGAUGCUAUCUAUGUCCCUGCAGCCCGUGCGGAGCAAAUGUACAGAAAUUCAAAUGCUUUGGCUUAAAACGCAUAUUGGAGUAAGGUUUUAUAUGUCUGAAAUUGAUCUUGAUUUUGAUUAAUAGCGAUCACAUAUUUGUUUCUUUCUUGCUUAUUUAUUGGAUUGCUAAAGGAGAAGAUUUGCAUUUUCACCCACCCAUCAUCCCUGUAUUCUGUACAGAAUCUGUUGUAUUAAUGUAUAAACACUAAAAUAAUGUAUAUAUAAUAUAUACAUAUACAUAUGUGCAAUUUUAACAAUUUCAUUCAUAAUUUGGAAUGCUUA
Messenger RNA from Impatiens glandulifera, 2517 nucleotides. RefSeq names its product cationic amino acid transporter 2, vacuolar-like. Lineage: Eukaryota; Viridiplantae; Streptophyta; Magnoliopsida; Ericales; Balsaminaceae. Gene Ontology annotation, biological process: transmembrane transport; amino acid transport. The transcript is spliced from 14 exons. Gene Ontology annotation, molecular function: amino acid transmembrane transporter activity. Gene Ontology annotation, cellular component: membrane. Bases 367 to 2262 code for a protein of 631 amino acids. The record is from RefSeq and is a predicted model, not a curated record.